UGUCCCGCCUCCUCCGCUCUGCUCUUCCCGCCUGUGUAGUCGUUGGUCGGAGAGGUGCGCACUCGUAGAGCGGAGGAUUGUCGCUGUGAGAUCGCCAUGCCGACCGUGGAGGAGCUUUACCGGAACUACGGCAUCCUGGCCGACGCCAAGGACGAUAUCAGCAAGCACAGAGCGGCCUAUCAGGUGAUCCUGGAUGGCGUAAAAGGCGAAGCGAAGGAGAAGAGAUUGGCGGCGCAGUUUAUUCCCAAAUUCUUCAAACAUUUCCCGGAUUUGGCCGACGCCGCCAUAAAUGCCCAACUGGAUCUGUGUGAAGACGAGGAUGUGUCGAUCCGGAGACAAGCGAUCAAAGAACUAUCACAGUUUGCAACGGGGGAGAACCUUCCACGGGUGGCAGAUAUUCUGGCGCAACUUCUGCAGUCAGAUGACUCUGCAGAAUUUAACUUGGUGAACAACGCCUUGCUGAGCAUAUUCAAAAUUGAUGCCAAAGGCACCCUCGGAGGAUUAUACAGCCAGAUUCUUCAAGGUGAAGACAUUGUACGGGAAAGGGCCAUCAAGUUUCUUGCUAACAAAAUGAAAACCGUUCCUGAAGAUGUCAUGACUAAAGAGGUGGAAGAUUACAUUUUUUCUGAAUCUAAGAAGGUUCUGGAUGAUGUCACCGGGGAGGAAUUUGUCCUGUUUAUGAAGAUCCUGGCCUCUCUGAAGACAUUACAGACAGUCAGCGGCAGACAGCAGCUGGUAGAUUUAGUAUCUGAGCAAGCGGGUCUCUAUCAAACCCUCAACCCCGCAGACCCCGACUCUGUGGAUCGCCUCCUCCAGUGUAUGCGGCAAGCUGUGCCACUUUUUUCUAAAAAUGUCCACUCCACUAAGUUUAUGACCUACUUUUGUGAGCAAGUGCUUCCCAUCCUGAGUUCCCUGACCAGCCCAGCAGAGGGCAUCGAUGUCCAGUUGGAGGUGUUGAAGCUUCUGGCUGAGAUGAGCGCCUACUGCGGAGACAUGGAGAAACUUGAAUCAAAUUUAAACAAACUCUUUGAGAAGCUUUUGGAAUACAUGCCGCUUCCUCCGGAGGAAAUAGAAAACGGGGAAAAUUCGGCUAACGAGGAGCCAAAACUCCAGUUCAGCUACGUGGAAUGUUUACUAUUCAGUUUCCACCAACUUGGACGCAAGAAUCCAGAUUUUCUCACCGGUGACAAAGUGAAUGCUGAGAAGCUAAAAGACUUCAAAAUCAGGUUACAGUACUUUGCCCGAGGAUUACAGGUGUACAUUAGACAGCUUCGCCUGGCCCUGCAGGGGAAAUCCGGGGAGGCCUUAAAAACAGAAGAGAACAAAAUCAAAGUGGUAGCCUUGAAAAUUACCAACAAUAUAAAUGUUUUAAUCAAGGAUUUGUUCCAUAAUCCUCCAUCCUACAAAAGCACAGUGACCCUGUCCUGGAAGCCAGUACAGAGAGCAGAUAUCGGACAAAAGAGAACAAGUGAAGACAGCACUACAUCCUCUUCCUCCUCUUCCUCCUCCUCACCGCCAAAAAAGCCCAUUAUGGGACCAAAAAGAGACGCCAGACAAAUCUACAACCCACCCAGCGGGAAAUACAGCGCAAGUAUUGGAGAGUUCUCUUAUGAACAGAGAGGAGGAUUCCGCGGCGGCAGAGGAAGAGGUUGGGGGGGCACUCGUGGGAACCGCAGUCGAGGAAGAAUGUACUAGAAGAGGAGAGACCCGGCAUGGAGACACUCAGCUGACUGACGGACUGCUCAAUGCCUCCUUUCAAUUGCCACCGGCAACGGACUUUUAACAUGAAGCAUUCUUUCUACCUUUGUACGUACGUUUUGUAUCCAGACGUUCUUCAGUCUCGUACACCUAACGUAGUUUUCAGCGUCACACACCGGAUUCUGAGCCGCUUCCAUGUUUCACGUAGGGAUCUGCUCAAAACAACGACGCACAUAUCCCGCCUGAAAAAAUAAAAAUCCAGAAGUGUAGCAGUCGCAUUUCUCUCUGGGAAUCAAUUGAAAGGAAUGUGCAGAUAACCUCAUUAUAGUGAUCAUAGGAACGUUGCUUUCAGGCCACGUUGGCACCCUGGUUUGAACGUUUUCGACCCUCAGCUGACAGUUGCGGUUCGGUUGUCGUUGCCAAAUUACCUUUCCUCUGUUUUCGGCAUGUGUGUGCAGGUGAUAAAAUUUACAGCUACGUUUCCAAGUUUUCCUUUUGCUGUGAAAGCAAAUGUUUUAUUGUCUCGUUAUUUAUUAUUUUGCAACCGAAUUAUUAUUAUUAUAGCCACCAAUUUUACGUUUUUACUUUUUAGACUUUUUUUUUUUUUUUUACCAAAUGUAAAUCUGCCUGACGGAUGCAAGACAGAUGGAAAUCUUUUUGUUGUGGACAAAUACCAAACUGCCGUUUGCUGUUUAAAAAAAAAAGGAUAUAUAUAAAACUUUUUUGGGGAGAA
Messenger RNA from Rana temporaria (common frog), 2431 nucleotides. RefSeq names its product apoptosis inhibitor 5-B. The record is from RefSeq and is a predicted model, not a curated record. Bases 97 to 1695 code for a protein of 532 amino acids. Gene Ontology annotation, molecular function: RNA binding. Gene Ontology annotation, cellular component: nucleus. Gene Ontology annotation, biological process: negative regulation of apoptotic process. The transcript has 14 exons. NCBI's taxonomy places the organism in Eukaryota, Metazoa, Chordata, Amphibia, Anura, Ranidae.